AUGCAUAAUCCUUUUUUAGAGACAAAGGCCGACACAUCAUUUGACGACGACUUUGAUAUCAUGAGCAGCCCUGAUGAGAGUGAGUCGUCGGACACCGGUUCAUUGUCUGUCAGUGAUCGUGAAGCGUUGUUAUGGUUCACAGCAGCUAAGGCUGAUGACGAAACUACGAUGAUGGAUAUUUUCAAUAGAAGGCCGGAGCUACUCAAUAGUACCGAUCAGCAUCUCGGUAUGACUGCCCUACACUGGGCGAUUGAUUCUGGUUGUGACCGAGUGGUGCAAUUUUUGAUCUCAAAGGGAGUCGACGUUAAUGCGGUGGAUCCGGAAGGGAAUACGCCUCUGCAUUUUGCGGCGUAUUGUCAUCGUCAAGCCGCAGCUGAACUUCUAAUAUCCAAGGGAGCUGAUCGAAUGGUGCGCAACAGUGAUGGCCAGACGGCUGCUGAAGCAUGUGAUGAGCCAACACUGCAAGCAAUACUGAUGCCACCGUUGUUAUGA
Ostertagia ostertagi is the source of this 492-nucleotide messenger RNA. The record is from the annotation of a GenBank genome assembly. Lineage: Eukaryota; Metazoa; Nematoda; Chromadorea; Rhabditida; Trichostrongylidae.